Molecule: messenger RNA, 1250 nt
Organism: Toxotes jaculatrix (banded archerfish)
Lineage: Eukaryota; Metazoa; Chordata; Actinopteri; Toxotidae
Exons: 3
Coding region: 147-818 (223 amino acids)
Source: RefSeq, a predicted model, not a curated record
GUCAAGAGUGCGCCAUUGUGCUUCACUCUGUGUCAGCUGGAGGUGUGUAUUGUGCUAAAACAGCAAGAGCCCGCGCUGCUGCCUUGGGUUUGGAUUAUCCUGGAGUCCAUGGAGCCCCUGAUUUUUACAGACCAGCUCACCAUGCGAUGCACCCCGAUACGAUGCCAAGACUUCAACCUUAUGAAAACUAUGAUCCUGAAUGGUAUGAGACUCAAGCUAACAUGCCCUCCUACAGACAAAAUCAACCAGGAGUGAGAUCCUUACAUGACAGAGCAUAUAAACAAGCUUACCCCAGGAGUUCUGAAUCCACAUUUCUACUGAACCAUAGCAUUUACAUCCCAGUUCAAAGUCAAUUCACCAUCAACCAAGAGCUCAGCUUUCCCAGAGGACAGCCAGUCAGUAACCCCAAGUCCAAUUUUGAGGAGGUCAAGCAUGUUGCCCCACCAACACAGGCUGAAGCCCCAGGCCAGUCUGACCUUGUGAAAUGGGAUCCUCAAGGUCGCAGAAAGCCGCUCUCAUUUGUCUACAAUAAGCAUGACCUUGUUGUUGAUGAAUCUGUCCCAAAUAGACAUGGCAUGUCUCUGAGUGGACUCCCCCUGCCCCAAAGCAGGGGUCGUGGCACUUACCAAAAGGGUCUAGCUGGAUUUGGCCUGGAAGGAGCAGUUCCUGUCCUCGCUUCAUCUCGUUUCCCCAAAAAAGGUCAUGUCAGAACGAUGACUAGCCAAAGUCCUGUGUUUGGUAGACAGGAAAGGAUUAGGCUCCCUGACCAUCUUGCUGAGUCCCUGCACAGAAACCUCAAUGUCAAACAGUUUGUUUAAGGUACCCCUGUUCUUAGACGUCUGAUAAAAACCAAAAUCAGACAGAAUGAGUUCUUAAACAAAAGGGUCUGACAUGGAGCUCAGCUGUCUUGUCAAAUAGUGUCCCUGUGAGGAGUUCUUAAAGCAUUUUGUAAAGCAAAGCAAUGUGAUUUCAGAAUCCGUUUGAUUUUCUCCAACUUCUACUGAACAAAAGAGUGUCCAACUUCUCUGUGUACAAGCUCCUGCGCUGUUUCUUCCUCACUUGGAUCUUUUAAACAAGACAAACAUACAUUCCUCUUUGAAUAUAAAAUUUACAAAUGAUUAUAAUUCUCAGUGCUGCUUCAGUGCUUUUUUUUUUUUUCUCUGCACCUCAUCACAAAUGUCUCACUGAGGUCUGGAUGUUACCAGAGUGCCAUCUGUUGGUUCUAAUGGGUACAUAUCCUUUUGGCUCAC